Fragaria vesca subsp. vesca is the source of this 1384-nucleotide messenger RNA. RefSeq lists its product as uncharacterized. The coding region runs from base 1 to 1047 and encodes 348 amino acids. Lineage: Eukaryota; Viridiplantae; Streptophyta; Magnoliopsida; Rosales; Rosaceae. The record is from RefSeq and is a predicted model, not a curated record. The transcript is spliced from 6 exons. Gene Ontology annotation, cellular component: nucleus; cytoplasm. Gene Ontology annotation, biological process: alternative mRNA splicing, via spliceosome.
AUGGAGGAAGCGAAAGCGGCGGCGUACUACGAAGACCUAACCCGGCGCGGCGAGGGCGCCGCCAGGUUCAAACAAGGCCUCGGCUUCUCUUCGGCCAAGUCCGACUCCGAAAAUGCCCCCGCGCGCGGCUCGGCGCUGGCGUAUAGUUCCUCGUCUUCGUUCAUGAGCAAAUUCGUCAAGGCCUCCAGCCCUAGCAAGACGUCGGAGCUCGAAAAGCAGGCGCAGAUUCAGUCGAUUCAGAGCAAGCUGAAGAGGAAGAAGCCGGAGGAGCUGGCCGGAGAGGAGGAGAAGCGGCGGCCUAGGGUUUCGGAGAGGGAUAGGGAUUCGAGGAAGCGGAGUAGAAGCAGAGAGAGGCAUUCGAGGCAUCGGAGUAGGAGCAGAGAGAGACACAGUGAUAGAGAUAGAGAGAGAAGGAGGAGGAGAAGGAGCAGGUCUGGAAGUGAAUCUGACGACGGAGGCAGGAGACGAAGGAGUCGGUCUCCUCGGAAUCGGAGAAAUGAGCGGCGGAGGAGCCGGAGCCGGAGCUCGUCGCCACCUAGGGAGAGGGGUUUGGAGAAGAGCAGAGGUAAAUUGGAGAAGGAGAGGAGUGGUGGUCAUGACUAUCAGAAAUUGAUUCAAGGCUAUGACAAAAUGUCUGCAGCCGAGAGAGUAAAAGCAAAGAUGAAACUCCAACUUGCUGAAACUGCUGAGAAGGACACAACCAAAGGCAUGGAUGGUUGGGAAAGAUUUGAUUUUGAUAAACAUGCACCACUUGACGAUGAUGAAAUUGAAGUUGCUGAAGACGAUGCAGCACUCGUCAAUCACAUUGGCAAAAGCUUUCGGUUUUCAGCAUAUGAGACAAAAAGGGAGGAGCGGAUCAAAGCUGCUCAUGAUGAGGCAAUGUUUGGUGCAUCAGAUAAUCGACCAUCCAUUAUGAUAAACGGUGAGGUUGAGGCAGAGAAUGAUAGUAAGGACUGCAAAGAAAGUGAGCCUCCAAGCCUCUUAAGCGAGAAGGUACUUGCUAAAAAACAAGGUUCGUGGCGUGAUCGUAUACGCCACAACAAUUGACAAAGAUGGAUAGCGGAAGAGGUUAUUGAUGACGACCUGACCUGAUUCUAAAUCACUGACGAGCCAAUGGUUGGGGUCAGAAACUGUGGCCAAGGGAGUAUUGUGAAUCUGUGCUUUCAGCAUUCCGUUUUCAUAUGAACUUUCGCAGUGGAGGCAUCAAAUCCAUUGAAAUUAACAAGAAAGAAGCUUCUAUCUCCCACAAAAACUGCACAGGGCCAAUAGUUUCAAUCAUGCCAUAUAACUAGUGAUUGUUUUUUCCGCUCAAAGCAGCAUGCUUACAGAAGCCAGAAAAUUUGUCUCUCAUUGCAGCGGUCUUGGACUCUUUAGAUUUGGCUUC